AUGAUGCUCGCGCUCACCUUCACCUGCCGCGCGCUGCUCCUCUUCCUGCUCUCGGAGUCGGUUCAGGGCGACAGGAAAGCGCCUUUCCUGAUCACAGAAAACAUGUGGCCUCGUGGUUGUGUCCUGGACUGCCAGAGGGGGCGCCACAGAGCCGUGUGUGGCAGCAACGGCAGGUUGUAUAAAUCGCUGUGUGCCUUCCAGAGGGCCCAGUGCAUCAACACACAGCUCCGCCUCGCUCCACAAGCUCACUGCUCAGAUCCAAGUCAGUCCAAAUGCCAGCUGGUCCGGGCUCAGGCUCUGGAGGCCAGCAUCCACAGCAGUGGCGGCCACGUUAAUACCGUAGCUGCCAUCUUUGUGCCAGAGUGCAGUCCAGAUGGUCACUUUCUGCCGGUUCAGUGCCACAACCAGACCGGAUACUGCUGGUGCUCCCUGCCGGAUGGCAAACCUGUCAGCGGGACCUCAGUCCUCCAUCUGAUCCCCGACUGCACAGAGCACAUCACCAAGCUGACUCAGAACACGGAUGCAGAUUCAGCUUCAGUUAAAGAUGAAGUUGGUGAACCUGAGCCUACGCUGGACCCCAGAAAACCUGCAGAGCUGACCGCUCCUCCGUUCUGGGUGACCAUCCUGAUGAACUCUGACCCCAAAGGAAACCGCUCAGUCCGACGACCCACGGACAGUCCUCAGACGUGUGAGCUCGAGCGAGCAUCGCUGCUCUCUCAAAUGAGUUCAGACUGGAAAGAAGAGCGUUUCAUCCCAGAAUGCACUGCAGACGGCCGUUACAGCCCGGCACAGUGUCACGCUGCUACAGGUUACUGUUGGUGUGUCAGAGUGGACAGCGGCCGGCCGCUACCAGGCACCUCUGCAAGGAAUCGCAUCCCAGAAUGCACUGGGGCAGAGGAGGCACCGACAGACAGAAGGCACAGGGAAAAACCUCUUCCUGGAUGUCCCGGAGCUCGGAAGAAGCAGUUCCUACAGAGUCUGGUUAGAGCUCUGCAGCUGGAAGCAGAGCAUGCUGGGAAUCUGAGUCCUGACCAGCCCUCAAACACACCUCCCUCCAGCUCUACUUUUACAUCUCUCAACACUCCAUCCCCCUCCUCCCCGUCCUCCUCCGCUCUGGAGGUCCCUUCUCCUGCUGCUCUGGAGGCUGUAGAGUCCUCAAGCCCAGAGGUCGUGCUGCGGUGGCACUUCAGACAGCUGGACGUGGACUCCAACGGGAUGCUAAGCGAACGCGAAGCUCGAUCUCUUCGUCAGUUUCUGCGACAGAGGCUGAGGCCACGACGGUGCGCCAAGAAGUUCGCUGAGUACUGUGACAGAGACGGAGACCGAGGCCUGACGCUGGUGGAGCUGAGGGUCUGUCUGGGCCUCUGAGAGAACAACAGGACAAAUCACACCGAUGCCAAAGGCCAGCCUCUUCUACUGCUUCGCUGUCACCUUUCAAGGUUUUAUCUAUUCACCCAUAAAAUUAUGGAUAUCUCAUUGCUCACAUGCUUUUCAACGAGCACUGAUUUAAAGCCAAGGUCAGCCUCCUGGCUUUUUAGGAUCCAUAAUUAUUCUCUUAUCAUUUUCACUCCCUCCGCAGACUGCAGUAGCUCCACAUAACAGGCAAAGAAACACAACUGCAGCAUUUUUAAAUGAACAUAGAAUGACCUUCUUCAGACCUUCUUCUUCUUCUGGUAGUGUCAAAAUACUGAAUCUAUGAUAUAAUCCUUGUGCCUCGUUUCCACGUAGCUCUGCGUGCGAGUCAGGAGGAGGUCCAUUCUUACCUUUGAACAUCUCCGUGAUCUCUGAUGUCUUUG
Messenger RNA from Plectropomus leopardus (leopard coralgrouper), 1796 nucleotides. Its product is annotated as SPARC-related modular calcium-binding protein 1-like. Gene Ontology annotation, biological process: extracellular matrix organization. Lineage: Eukaryota; Metazoa; Chordata; Actinopteri; Perciformes; Serranidae. Gene Ontology annotation, cellular component: basement membrane. The record is from RefSeq and is a predicted model, not a curated record. Gene Ontology annotation, molecular function: extracellular matrix binding; protein binding; calcium ion binding.